Messenger RNA from Phytophthora infestans T30-4, 462 nucleotides. Its product is annotated as secreted RxLR effector peptide protein, putative. Bases 1 to 462 code for a protein of 153 amino acids. NCBI's taxonomy places the organism in Eukaryota, Oomycota, Peronosporomycetes, Peronosporales, Peronosporaceae. The transcript has a single exon. The record is from RefSeq and is a predicted model, not a curated record.
AUGCUAGUUUUUAGGUUUCUGCUCUUAGCGGUCACCGCUGCUUUUUCGUCGAGUUCUGGUGCAGUCCAAGCCGACAAUCACUUUUCGUCUGCCACGAGGCCCGCCCAGGCCACCCAAGACAUCAACAAGACAAGUGGAUUUCUUCGAGACGGAGCUGUAGAUAGUGCUGACUAUCAGCACGGCGGGACAUCAGACGAAGAGGAGCGCAUGAAUAUAAACUUGAGUCCGGCGACAGAAAAAUGGCUGGCGGGACUGCCUGGCAAAAGUGCUGCGGAGCUGGAAAAGGUAGCUCAGCCGCCGAAGAAUGUCAAUGUAGAAGAUACGCUGGCGCAGCUGAUCGCCAACGUCGAAGCUCAUUUUGUGGCGCCAGCAGAGAACGGAAUGACUCCAAGUGCGAUUUACGCGAAGAACAACAUCAAGGCUCACGAAAAUGCCCAAAAACCAACGAAUGUACGUCGCUGA